Molecule: messenger RNA, 585 nt
Organism: Aegilops tauschii subsp. strangulata
Lineage: Eukaryota; Viridiplantae; Streptophyta; Magnoliopsida; Poales; Poaceae
Source: RefSeq, a predicted model, not a curated record
CUCGCGAUGUCUGGCAGUAGACGCUACGGCGGGCCUCCCGGCAACGAAGAGAACCCCGGUGAGAGCCCCCCCUCCUUGCCGUGGUUCGGAGAUGUCUAUGCUUCUUUGGGGAUCCGCGCGAUAGCUGGAGCUGGGGCCGGGGGCGAAUCAAUUGUUGCAUCUGGUCCGGGGUUGGUUGGGAGACUAUUGAGAAUAAGAAGAAGAAAUCAGGGCAAACAUCUAGGAGGGGCAAUGGGCACCACGGACAUCAUCCUCGAAUGCUCCACCCAAUACAACAUGCGAAGCUUGAAUGGCAAUGGAUCUUUACAUCCUUCAGGAAACAAUUCGACUCCUCAACUUGAAUGGCAAUGUUCAUCUUUGGGAACACGUAAGAAGUCAGAGUUUGCAUUUUGAGGCAAUAUCUGCUCCUUUACUCCUUGUAGAGGUGAUACUUGAUUUCCAUCUUUCUUGGGAUGUACCUAUCUGGAAAGAAAAACUUCACACUUGAAGUAUCGUUAUGAUUCAACAUGGAGAGGGACCGAUAUUUCAUAUGUAAUAGGAAAUGUUUCAUAGUAUUAAUAAAAUGUUCCCAACAUUUUCAAAAAA